CCGUGUGCUCUCCCAGAGCAGGUCAAUGUGUGGAGAAGCCUCAUCAGGGCUGAGCCAGUGUGGGCUCCAUAGAAGCACACGGAUGCAACGCUGAGACUGACCGAGAGUCAUGUGGACCACUUUGCCCAUUUAUGGGAUCUUACUUGGAGUUUCUGUGGCCUCUGUUCUGAGUGAGAAAAUUACUGUGUGCCAAGAGGGCGACAAUGACCUUCGUGUGGACUGUCAAGUUGAUCCCGCUCCUAACCCCAUGCGUGUGGAGUACGAGUUCUCCAUGGCCAGAGGGGGCAAGGAGACCAUUAUAAACACCAAUGUCUCUGGCAUCAUGGCGGACGACAAAUUCAGACGUGACAAGGCAUACGCUGAGUUUCUGGAUGAAGACGUCAUCCGGCUUAUAAUCACAGAUUUCACUCUGUCAGAAAACACAACAUUCAUGUGCAAACUAUCAGGAAAUUUGGAAUCUGUUUUUGUUGAACCUGAUCAGCUAGUGCCAUGCUCUGCCAUCAGUGUGUUUUUGCACUAUAGUCCUCUGAUGCUUUCUCUGCUGUUCUCCCUCUACUUGCUUCUGCCCUCGUGGCUGGUGGCCAACUGAAACCUCUGAAUGGAUCCACAGCUCACUAGGAAUAGGACCAUACUGGAUAACAGUAGUCUCUUAGGUUAAUCACUACUGGGAUUAUGCAUAUAAUUACU
This is a messenger RNA of Clupea harengus (Atlantic herring), 687 nucleotides long. RefSeq lists its product as uncharacterized. The record is from RefSeq and is a predicted model, not a curated record. Gene Ontology annotation, molecular function: integrin binding; GTPase activator activity. NCBI's taxonomy places the organism in Eukaryota, Metazoa, Chordata, Actinopteri, Clupeiformes, Clupeidae. Gene Ontology annotation, cellular component: dendrite; membrane raft; external side of plasma membrane. Gene Ontology annotation, biological process: cell adhesion; regulation of cell migration; positive regulation of focal adhesion assembly.